CGGAAGAGAAUUUGUCUUUCUUAUCCUUUCACUGAUUUGUUUAGGACAGACCUUGUUUCCUGAAAGAAUGUUUUAGUUUUGAAAACGGUUGCAAUACCCAAUAUAUCAUCUUUUCUUUUGAAUGCAUCAUUUGAUGUUUCAGGCUCCAUAAUACGGACAUCUUGCUGCACAAAAGAAGCCCUCAACUACUCAGUUUUUAGUUCUUUUACACCUUUUCCGAUUUGCUGGAGCAAACUAUCAUCAUCCGGCGUCUGAUGGUCAUUUUGCUAUCCGAAAAUGUCAUUAGAAGAAGUUUUGAAGGUUGUUUUUCCCUUUUUAGAUGGUGUAGACCUUGCAGCUUGUAUGGUGGUUUGUAAGCAUUGGAGACGCAUAGCUAAAGAUGAUUACUUUUGGAAAUGUGUAUGUGCAAAGAGAUGGCCUUCGAUUUGCAAACGGCCCAAUCCUCCUACUGUGACCUAUUAUAAACUGUAUCAAUCAUUCUAUAAACGACAGCAUCAGCGAUCACUUCUCCCUCCAAGACUUUCCUUCGAUGACUUGGAGUUCUACAUUGACAUUUGGAGUGAAGAUAAAUUGAUUUUCUCUGAUGUUGUCCCUGGUCCUGUCCUCCCGGGAGGAAUCAAGAUCCUACCGGCUGGAAUUUGCGACAUGCUCAAGUUUCAUCUCGAGAGUCCCGAGUACAAGAUGAUCUUACCUGUUGACCCAAGUUUCACCGUUCCUUGGAGCCAGACUGUGAGUGUUUCAGUGCUUGUGGGGCGGAAGGACUCGAAUAAAGUUGCUUGUAUAAUUAAUAAAUCGCUGUUUGAUUACAUAGAUCGUACAGCUUCCAGGGCUCUAGCUUUCGACUACCUUGUCUUCUCUCCCAAUUAUCCCUUUAUUUCGGGAAUCCGGGCAUGGAUCUCCUUGCUCUUCACAGAAGAUGGAAACGACGGUGUCAUGGAUGUUUUCAGCAUCGAGCUGGACUUUUGUGAUGCUGCCAAUUCUAGAGAAGAGGUAUUGUGGCUAUUAGACAUGCUUGAUUGGAAAUGAAUGGUGGAAAGCUUGGCAUCCGAGACCAGGCACAGGGAAGUAAAUGAAGUAGGGAUGUGAUAAUAAUAUGUUCAGCCUUCACUGUGCUUUUCAUGGUGGAUUCAUUCAACAUAUGUUAUUCGGAUUCACAAGAUCAUUGGAGAUUCUAUAUUUAAGUGUUAGACGUGAGCAUGGAACAUGAAUGCUUCAAGAGAAAUGAAGAGUUCGAGCAACAUGACUUUCAACUGGAAAUAAUU
This is a messenger RNA of Hibiscus syriacus, 1262 nucleotides long. Its product is annotated as F-box protein At5g39250-like. The record is from RefSeq and is a predicted model, not a curated record. Gene Ontology annotation, molecular function: protein binding. The transcript has 2 exons. The coding region runs from base 277 to 1026 and encodes 249 amino acids. NCBI's taxonomy places the organism in Eukaryota, Viridiplantae, Streptophyta, Magnoliopsida, Malvales, Malvaceae.